Messenger RNA from Humulus lupulus (European hop), 1405 nucleotides. RefSeq names its product agamous-like MADS-box protein MADS2. The transcript is spliced from 8 exons. The record is from RefSeq and is a predicted model, not a curated record. Gene Ontology annotation, molecular function: DNA-binding transcription factor activity, RNA polymerase II-specific; protein dimerization activity; RNA polymerase II cis-regulatory region sequence-specific DNA binding. NCBI's taxonomy places the organism in Eukaryota, Viridiplantae, Streptophyta, Magnoliopsida, Rosales, Cannabaceae. Bases 149 to 880 code for a protein of 243 amino acids. Gene Ontology annotation, biological process: positive regulation of transcription by RNA polymerase II. Gene Ontology annotation, cellular component: nucleus.
UCCCUUCAUAGGAUACUAUUAUCUUAUCCCUUUUGGUACCCUAACUGAAGCUUUUUUUAGAGGGUUUACUAGCUCUUAACCAAGACAGAAAUUAAAGAGGGUCUAGCUAGAAAGAGAAAGUGUCAAAGUCUGAGAGAGAGAGAGAGAGAUGGGGAGAGGAAGAGUAGAGUUGAAGAGAAUAGAGAACAAAAUUAACAGGCAGGUCACAUUUGCCAAGAGAAGAAAUGGGCUUCUCAAGAAAGCUUAUGAGCUCUCCGUUCUCUGUGAUGCUGAGGUUGCCGUUAUUAUUUUCUCCAACCGUGGGAAGCUUUAUGAGUUCUGUAGCGGCUCUAGUAGCAUGAUAAAAACACUUGAAAAGUACAAGAAGUACAGUUAUGGGGCACUGGAGGCUACGCAACCUUUAAUUGACUCUCAUGAGAACAGCUAUCAGGAAUAUUUGAAGCUAAAAGCAAGAGUAGAGGUUCUGCAGCGAUCUCAGAGAAACCUUCUUGGAGAAGAUCUUGGUCCGUUGAACACAAAUGAGCUUGAGCAGCUAGAGAAUCAGCUAGAGAUAUCUUUGAGGCAAAUUAGGUCAAUGAAGACCCAAUGCAUGCUUGAUCAACUCAAUGAUCUUCAACACAGGGAAGAAUUCCUACUUGAAGCUAACAAAGAGUUGAGAAGAAAGUUGGAAGAAAACAGUACUCAAAAUCCACUUCGACUUACAUGGGAAGCUGCAGCAGAGGAACACAAUAACAAUGCCUACACCCACCUUCCUUCUCAAACUGAUCAAGGCUUCUAUCAACCUCUGGGAACUGGAUACAAUUCAAUGGGCCCAGAUGAAAUUAAUGGUGGAGCCCCGGCCCAAAAUAUGAACGGGUACAUGCUUGGAUGGAUGCUUUGAUUUCCCAUGGACCUAUUAUAUCAAGUUAUUAAUUGCACCAAUAAAACGUGUACUAGAAUUGUACUAGCUUUUUUUCCCCUCCUAUAUAACUUGUAAUUAUGCUUCAAUAAGUAGUAUCUACGAGUACUAUACCUCUCCUCGUAAAGAGAGGUAGUUCAAAUCUAUCUUCUCCAACAUAUAAAAAAUUAGUAUUCAUGACUAGUGUUGGCAUGAAAAGCCAAUGUUGUUUUAUACUCCCACCACUACCCUGCUAUUAAACAUUCUGAUGUUGUAACAUGUAAGUGUGUGUGCAUGUAUAUAUAGUAUAUAUAAUAUGCAUUUUCACAUAGAACAAUAUAUAAGAGAACAUUCUCGAUUGGUACUAUAAUCUUUUGUAUCUAUUAUUUGGUAUUUGAGGGAUAAGAGACUUGGAAAUUUGUUGUUGUAGAUUAGUUUUUCUAUUUGGUUGAUUAUGUUCUAUCUUUCGAUGUGGAUGUUUGUAUUUUUUUGGUCAUUGUGUUAUUGUGAUACGGGCUGGUUGUGAUA